Messenger RNA from Aspergillus steynii IBT 23096, 557 nucleotides. RefSeq lists its product as uncharacterized. NCBI's taxonomy places the organism in Eukaryota, Fungi, Ascomycota, Eurotiomycetes, Eurotiales, Aspergillaceae. The transcript is spliced from 3 exons. Bases 202 to 465 code for a protein of 87 amino acids. The record is from RefSeq and is a predicted model, not a curated record.
CCUACACGCAUGGUCCUGAGGGAACUCUGCCCUGUAUUACAUCAUGUUGUUGCAGUCCGGUUCUGGAGGUCGAUGGGGUAUUUAAAUUUGUGUCUCCUGCCCUGCAUCUCAUUAAUCUAUCUGCAAUCAAUCCAUCUGCAACUAAACAAACUACUACCCACUCUUCUAUUUGAUACCAAAGACACAUUCUAUCUAUCCACAAUGGGCAAGCUCUCCGAACUCACUUCCAAGGUCACCGGUGGCAGUAGCCACGGCAGCCACGGCCACCACGGCGCCUCGGCCGGCGGUCCCAAGGAAGACUACGUCGACAAGGGUCUCGACUCGCUCGAAACCAAGUACGGCCACGGCAAGAUCAACCCUCACGAUCCCAAGACUCGUGCCACCAACGAGAAGAUCACCGAUGCUGCGCGUCACAAGUUCGAGAGCGCUACUGGGAAACAUGUUCCGUCUAAGAUCUCGAACUAGGUUCAUGGACAUGGUUAUGAGUGUAUGAUAUUUGGUGGGAGGAUCUCUUUUUGUUGAUACUUGAUACCUGAUAUACCCGAUUGAUGGUUUAA